Arachis stenosperma is the source of this 11607-nucleotide messenger RNA. RefSeq lists its product as uncharacterized. The transcript is spliced from 37 exons. The coding region runs from base 167 to 11479 and encodes 3770 amino acids. The record is from RefSeq and is a predicted model, not a curated record. Gene Ontology annotation, molecular function: ATP-dependent chromatin remodeler activity; histone binding; ATP binding. Gene Ontology annotation, cellular component: nucleus. Gene Ontology annotation, biological process: positive regulation of transcription by RNA polymerase II. NCBI's taxonomy places the organism in Eukaryota, Viridiplantae, Streptophyta, Magnoliopsida, Fabales, Fabaceae.
ACCUUCAUUUCUUCGCCAAACGCAUGAAUUACCAUUCUCUCUCUCUCUCUCUCUCUCUCUCUUGCUUGCUUGCUUGUUAUGUUGGCAGCUGACCUGACCUGAGAUUGAAACCUCUCUUCUUCAUUGCCACUUCGCAUUUUCGCAGUGUCCGAUCAGUUCGGAUGAGAUGGCGUCUUCACAAAAUGUCGAGUUGGAGGCAGCCAACUUUCUGCAUAAACUUAUUCAGAAUUCUAAAGAUGAGCCAGCUAAGCUGGCUACUAAACUCCAUGUUAUAUUACAACAUAUGAAAUCCAGCGGGAAGGAACAUUCAAUGCCAUAUCAAGUGAUAUCAAGGGCAAUGGAGACUGUAAUCAACCAACAUGGUCUUUCUUUGAGUGGUGGUGUUCAAAUAGGCUCUUCUUCACAGGCUGUGGGUGGUGCAAAGGAUUCCAGAAGGAGCCUGUCUGAAAAUGAGAGCUCUAAAUUGGACCCUUUCCCUUCCUGCCGGCCACCAGUUGGCCCAAGCAGUGGAGCACCUGAUUAUUAUCAAGGGUCUGUGGUUCAGAGGAGUGAUCAGUCUUUUGAUCAAGGAAGUCCAUCUAGUCUGGACUCUAGGUCUGCCAACUCCCAUUCACAAGACAGACGUGAUGCUGCCAAUUGGGACAAAAACCUGAAUCAAAAGGAUGGUAAGAAGGCCACCACAAAGAGAAAGAGGGGAGAUACUUCAUCACCUUUGGAGCCACAUGUUGACAGUCCUUCCCAGAUUGAUCCUCGCAAUAGUGUUCUCAAUACAAGGAAAGCAAAACUGACCAAGGCUGAACCAUUGGAUGACCUUCCUGUUAAAAGCGGUGCUUAUGCCAAGGUUCAGGGGGGGAUCGCAGCUCCUACUGGUGCAUCUUCAAUGGUCAAACCUAUUUUAUCAAGUUCAAUGCAAUAUGGUAGUGUAAGUGCACUUGAUGACAUGGGAAGUUCAUCUAGUUUUACUGAUGAGCAUAAAAUGGCUCAGAUUGGCAGGCAAAGUAGUGGCAUGGAAACAAUGAUGCUAAGACAAGAAGUUCCUUCCAGGGAUACUGGGAAAUCUGCUAUUACUGUUGCGCGCUCUUUCGCACCAUUUGAAGAACAGCAGUUAAAGCAACUUCGAGCUCAGUGCCUUGUUUAUCUAGCAUUUAGAAAUCGUAUGGUGCCAAAGAAACUUCAUCUUGAAAUGGCUCUUGGAACCACCUCUUCUAGAGAAGGUAACACGUCUGGGGUAACGACACAAGUUGGAGGUCGGAAUAAUUUAAGACAACCUGAUACAACCCCUUCAGGGUCCUCUUCUGCUGCAAAAGUUCAGGAGGCGAACUCUUUGCCAAAGGGAACUGAGAGCCCAAGAACUAUGGAGGACAAAGUUAUGCCACAUUCUGACAUCCAUAUGCUUUCGGAUGAACGGAAACAUCUCUCGGCAACAAAAAGAGGAGAGGUUGAUAGACGAAUUCAAGAAAGAGCAGCUGCACAAUGUUCUUUAGCUACUCCAUCUCAGCAGCUGGAAUCUUCAAGUACAACAGCUGCUGGUGUUGUUAAUAGCCAUUUGGAUGAUGAUGUCAAUAGAAAUGUUCAGGUUGGAAGGUCUAACCAACCUCCUGUUGUAGGCCUGAAUAGCUGGACUGGAUUUGCUGGUCAGAACGAGGCUUCAAAAGGGCUUCCGCAGAUCUCUACUGGAUUGCCAAUAGAUAGAAGAGACAUUAUAGCCAGUCAGUUUCAAAGUAUUAACAAUUGCGGAUCCCUGAAUCACAAUUCUGUUAAUAACUUGACUUCAUAUUCUUUAAAAGAGCAUUGGAAACAUGUUUCAGGGACUGACAGUGAUCUUCAUGGGGCCAUGAUGAAGGAUGGAAAUGUGAUUACCAAACAUGUUUCUCCAGACAUGUUCAAAACACUUCCAGUUGAUAAUGCAUCAAAACAUGGCAUCAAUUUUGCUACAGAGCAAGAAGGGAAUGAGAGACAGGCAUCAUCUAAUUUACAAUCUCCGAAAUAUUCAAUGUCUGAUAGGUGGAUUAUGGAUCAGCAGAAAAAGAGGCAUCUAGUUGAGCGAAGUUUUGUUCAGAAACAGCAGAAAGCAAAGCAAAGAAUGGCUACCAGUUUUCUCAAGUUAAAGGAAAAUGUGAACUCAUCUGAAGAUAUUUCUGCCAAAACAAAAAGUGUAAUAGAGUUGAAAAAACUACAACUACUAGAUCUCCAACGGCGUCUCCGCAGUAAUUUUCUCAAUGAUUUUUUCAAGCCAAUUGCAAUUGAAUUAGAAUAUUUGAAGUCAUUUAAGAAGCAUAGGCAUGGUAGGAGGGUCAAACAACUUGAAAGGUAUGAGCAAAAAAUGAAAGAAGAGCGUCAAAAACGGAUUCGGGAAAGGCAGAAGGAGUUUUUUGGUGAGAUAGAAGUUCACAAGGAAAAACUUGAUGAUGUAUUCAAAAUCAAGAGGGAAAGGUGGAAGGGUUUCAAUAGAUAUGUGAAGGAGUUCCAUAAAAGAAAAGAACGUACACAUCGUGAGAAGAUUGAUAGAAUCCAACGGGAAAAGAUUAAUUUGUUGAAAAUAAAUGACGUGGAGGGUUAUUUGAGGAUGGUGAAGGAUGCAAAAUCAGAUCGCGUAAAGCAACUUCUUAAAGAGACAGAGAAAUAUCUUCAAAAGCUUGGGUCUAAGUUACAGGAAGCAAAGUCUGCAGCAGGACGCUUUGGGCAAGAUGAUGAGGCAGGAAGUUACAGUUUCCCUGAGAAUGGUCAGACUAAUUCGGAAAAUGAGGAUCUGAGUGACCAAGCAAAGCAUUAUAUGGAAAGUAAUGAGAAGUAUUAUAUGAUGGCUCACAGCAUAAAGGAGAGCAUUGCAGAGCAGCCAUCUUGUUUACAGGGCGGAAAAUUGAGGGAAUAUCAAAUGAAUGGCUUGAGGUGGCUGGUUUCGAUGUACAACAAUCAUUUAAAUGGAAUCCUUGCUGAUGAAAUGGGACUGGGUAAAACGGUCCAGGUUAUUUCUCUAAUUUGCUACCUGAUGGAAACAAAAAAUGACAGAGGGCCAUUCCUUGUUGUCGUUCCCUCUUCAGUUCUACCUGGUUGGGACUCUGAAAUUAGUUUCUGGGCUCCUGUUAUUCAUAAAAUUGUCUAUGCUGGUCCACCAGAGGAGAGGCGUCGGUUAUUCAAGGAAAGGAUUGUUCAUCAGAAAUUUAAUGUUCUGUUGACUACAUAUGAAUAUUUGAUGAACAAGCAUGAUAGACCCAAGCUCAGUAAAAUACAUUGGCACUAUGUAAUAAUCGAUGAAGGCCACCGGAUAAAGAAUGCGUCAUGCAAGUUAAAUGCUGAGUUGAAACAUUAUCAUAGCUCUCACAGAUUGCUUUUAACUGGAACACCAUUGCAGAACAAUCUCGAAGAACUAUGGGCAUUACUUAAUUUUUUAUUACCAAACGUAUUCAAUUCAUCAGAGGACUUCUCUCAAUGGUUUAACAAGCCAUUUGAGAGUAAUGGGGAUAACUCACCUGAUGAAGCUUUACUGUCUGAAGAGGAGAAUCUCUUGAUCAUAAAUCGUCUUCAUCAAGUUCUAAGGCCAUUUGUCCUCCGGAGGCUGAAACAUAAGGUUGAAAAUGAACUGCCUGAAAAGAUUGAGAGACUUAUAAGAUGUGAGGCUUCUGCUUAUCAGAAACUUUUGAUGAAAAGGGUGGAAGAAAAUCUAGGUUCUAUUGGCACUACAAAGGCUCGAUCAGUACACAACUCUGUUAUGGAGCUUCGUAAUAUUUGCAAUCAUCCAUAUCUCAGCCAGCUUCAUGCAGAAGAGGUGGAUAACUUCAUGCCUAAGCAUUAUUUGCCACCGAUUAUUAGACUUUGUGGGAAGCUUGAGACGCUGGAUCGUUUGUUACCUAAAUUGAAAGCAACAGAUCAUCGGGUUCUUUUCUUUUCAACAAUGACCAGGCUUCUGGAUGUUAUGGAGGAAUACUUAAGCUUAAAACAGUAUCGAUACCUCCGAUUGGAUGGGCAUACAACAGGAAGUGAUCGUGGUGCCUUAAUUGACUUAUUUAACCGAGCCGACUCUCCAUAUUUUAUUUUCUUACUCAGUAUUCGAGCUGGUGGUGUUGGAGUGAAUCUUCAAGCUGCUGAUACGGUGAUCCUAUUCGACACUGACUGGAACCCACAGGUUGAUCUGCAAGCACAGGCAAGAGCUCAUAGAAUUGGUCAAAAGAGGGAUGUUCUAGUUCUUCGGUUUGAGACAGUUCAAACUGUUGAAGAACAAGUUAGAGCUUCAGCGGAGCACAAACUUGGUGUUGCUAACCAGAGUAUAACUGCUGGCUUUUUUGACAAUAAUACAAGUGCUGAAGAUCGAAGGGAAUACUUGGAAUCGCUUCUCCGCGAGUGUAAGAAAGAGGAAGCUGCACCUGUUCUGGAUGAUGAUGCGUUAAAUGAUAUCUUGGCCCGCAGUGAGGCGGAGUUAGAUGUGUUUGAAGCUGUUGACAAAAAAAGGAAGGACGAUGAGCUGGCUGCAUGGAAAAAUUUAGUGGUUGGGCAGGCAACUGGUGGUUCUGAUCUUAUUCCACCCCUUCCCUCUCGUCUUGUUACUGAUGAAGACCUGAAACAGUUCUUUGAAGCAAUGAAGAUAUCUGAUGUUUCCAAGGGCGAGGUAGAAUCUAAUGGAGUAAAGAGAAAGAGUGGAAAUGUUGGGGGUCUUGAUAUUCAACAUUAUGGCAGGGGAAAGCGUGCAAGAGAGGAACGUUCCUAUAAAGAGCAGUGGACAGAGGAGGAGUUUGAGAAGAUGUGUCAAGUUGAAUCUCCAAGUUCACUCAAAGUAAAGGAAGUGGCUGGGAUAAGUUUUCCAGCAAAUGUUGCCAGCUCUGUUGUUACUACUUCUAACACACAACCUACAGCUACAGUUUCAGCAGCCCCAAUACCAAUGUUGCCAUCUGUGGAGAGCUUGCCUGUCCAGCAAAUCAAAGAAGUAACUCCGCCAGCCAAACGUGGUCGUGGAAGGCCAAAAAGAAUAGCUUCAGAUAAGCCACCAGCUGUAGUGGUACCUCAGGCUACUUUUACAACCAUUGAAAUAGAGAAGCAGUUACCGAAAGGAACUGAGCUUGAACAAAUAACGUCUUCAGUUCCUCAUUCUGUUGCUCAUUCUGCUGAAGUUGGAGCUGUGAUGCAGUCUGAUACAAUAGUUGCUCAUAAUGCACAGCCUGUCAUUCCUAUCAAUGCUGUUCCACCAAAUUCUCAGCCAGUUGCCGCUGCUGUUUCUGUACAGUUGCAAGCAAGAGGCCAAGGGAGGAAACCACAUGGUGCUGAAGGGACUAGACGUAGGGGAAAGAAGCAGGCCAUGGUUUCUCCUCCUAUCACUGGUGGUCCUGAUUUGAAGAUAAGUGAGCAAUUCCAAAAUCAACACGGGAGUCCACCUUUAGAUAAAAUUAUCUCCCCGAGUGAUGCUGCCAGCAAUAAUGAUGCAGCACACCAUCCAACUACCAUCUCGGCUGCUGCUAAUUUAAAUAGUGGAAAUGAUCAUUUGGGUGCUGAAAUGGUUCUGAAUGCUAAGCAACCACCUCCUUUAUGCACCUUGGUUGAAACUGACGAAACUCAUCCCUCUGUACAGAUGGAGCAAGGCAAGGGGGAAAAUUGUAAGUCACAAACUGGAGCAGGAGCUCCCAGGCGGAGGGGGAAGAAACAGGCAACAAUAUCACCACCAAUUCCAAAUGUUCCAGAUCACCAGGAUUCAAAUUCAAAUCCAAAUCUGCAAAUUUUGUCGAGCAGCAUAUCAGGUGGCAAAGCCACUGAACAAAAAGGCUUGCUAGAUAAAAAUAUUAAAGAUUCAAAGUGUGUUAUCCUAGAUCAGCCGUCUCAGAGCCUUGGUGAGCAGGAUUUAAAGCCAAGGGAGCAGUCAGAUGAUUCAUCCAAGCAGACAGUGCUUCUGUCUUCUAGUGAACAUGGUUCAGACUUAGAGAAGGUUAAUAAUCCAGAUGUUUGUGAUUCUUAUGUGGAGAAGGUUAAAUCUUCUGAAAUUAACUCAUCCAAGAUUGAAGUCUCAGAGAAUUCAGGGAGUGGAGUUUUACUUACCACAACACCUACCGUGGUGAUCGAGGAUCAACAUUUGGGGGACAGAACUCAUCAAGUUGCUGAACUUUCGAAAAGCGUAUCUUCAAUUGUUGGCACUUCAACUACUUCUCUUGCUGCUAAUGCAACUAGAGAAAGCAUUACUGAUACUUUAGAUCCUCUGACUGCAAAGGCUGUUCCCAGUAGCCCAUUAAGCAUUGUUCAAGCUUCUGAUUCUACACAUUCUCCCUCACUCGAAUCUAUGCCAGCCAAAAGGCUACCCCGUAAAGCUCAAAAUAGAGCGGAAGCACCUCGGCGUAGUGGUAGAAAAUCAGCUUCGAUGUUGCCUGCUGUUCCUGUAGCUCCAUCUGAUCAGGAUCCCAAUUUGAUUCAUGAUGCCCAGAAUUCAUCUAGGGAUUCAUUGGUUGGUAAAGCUGCCAAUGCUACUCAAGCUCAAGCUUUAGAGAUUCUUUUGCCCAGUGGAGUACCUGUCCAUGAUUCGAAAAGAAAAGAGAGGGCAACCAAUUCUACCGCAAGUAAGCAGCAGAAAGUUGCAUCAACAAGGAUUGACAGUGCAGCUGUAUCCUCAGAUAAGAUUACUGCUUUUGGGCGAAAUCAAAAUGUUAAUGACUUUGCUCGGGUGAUGAGGGAAGUUUUCUCUGGAACUUGUUUGCCAAAACCUAAAGCACAGGAUUCUGUUGGGAGUGAAGAUAAGAGUACAACUUUUGUACAUGUAACGACUAAAGCUGCAAUUGCCUCUAAUAACCAGAGCUUGGAAGAUAAAGCAUGUUGUGAAAUACCUACAACUGGAGCUGCAUGUUCUACUUCAGAUGUUUCAGUGCAUCUUCGUGAAAAACAUUCAGAGGUAUCAAAUGUGCAGGAUCUGGAGUGUGGAGCAAGUUUAGAUAUGCCAACUACUGGAGUAAUGAACCUGAUGCAAGGCACUCUACCUAAUGGGGAUGAGCAGAUCUCUGCUAGUACAUAUGAUAACAAGAUAACUACUGUUGAAAACAAACGUUAUUUCAGUCCGCCUGAAACCAGUGGCUGUGAUGAUGUUAAAGCAAAAGAUGAACAAGCACAAGUUUAUGUUAAAAACUUAAGUAUUCAGGGUAAAAUGGAGGUUCCUGAUGCGAUUCCAGUUCUUACUUCGCCAAAGAUUGGUUCUUCUGAGAAACUUCCUACUGGUGAUGGCCUUGUUGAUUCUGGCAUAGGAGAUUUCACCCAUCAGUUAAGUAUAUCAAAAAUUUCUCCUAGUGGUAAACUUCAUUUGGUAAUUGAUCAUAAUCUUGGGGACCAAUCCAAGCCUUCUAUAGAGAAGUCAUCUUCAUCCCUUAAUAUUUGUGGCACAGGACAUGAAACAGCUGCAAUGAAACCAGAACAUUCUAGCACUAGUACUGAAGGACCUCCUGGUUUUACGGAGCACACUUUGGAUACAAAAUUGGAUCUUACAGAAAUAUCCCAAAAGCCUUCACCUCGUGAUUGUGAACAUGCUGAAAUGUUGGGUGAUCAGCAACAAGAGACCCCAUCUAGUACUGCAAUUACCCCUCUCUCAAUGGAAAUGGUAGUUUCUAGUGUUCCUAGAGAUUCUGAAAAUUUUGGAAGUGAAAGUAAGUCUUCUUUACAUGCUUCUGUUGAAGUCUCUUUCGAUGAUGGGACUGGUGGGGAUGAAGUUUCUGCAUCAGCUGACCAUGAUAGAAAUAGUAUUCCAAAACCUCCAAAAUUUAGCUUGGAUCCAGUUUCUGCUUCUGUUUCUGAAAUGGCAUGUUGUGUUAGCCCCAAAGCUGAUAAAGCUGAACAGUAUCAAGAUGCAUUAAAAUCUUCGAAUUUGCGUGAGGCUUCGUUGCUUGAGAGCUGUCCUGAAUCACUCUGCAAGGGAAAAAGGGAUGAAGGGAACUCGAUAUGCAAAGAACUUUCUUUUGCAGUUAAACAACAUAUCAGCUCUGUUCCCCAAGAAAAUAUGGUACCCUCUCCUGUUGGCAGUUCGAAGGAUGAUUUAUCUCAGAUUCACUCUAUGAUUGAUGCAUCAAAUAAUGACAGUAUUAAGCAUCUAGUGGAAGAAAAACCAGUGUGUCAAUCUGACACUGAUAAAGUAUUGUUGCAACGACCUUCGAGCUCGGAAGAUGAAGUGAACAAUUUAGCGGGUGUUUCUGGGGUGAGCAGCCUUGUAGAGGCAACUGUAUCUGAAACUUCAGUUCUGCCCUGUUCAACCUUGGUGAACAAGCAAAAUGGAAACUCAUCUGCAACAUCUCUAGUUUGGAGUUCAGAAUCUUUUGAGGAGUCAAUGCAAAAGGGUGUGGCUGGUAACUCUGGAAUCCAGGAGGAAGCAGAUGUUAAUAUGGUAGAAACCGAUGUUCCAUUGGAAUCUGAGGAUUUACAUGUGAAGGGUGUAAAGGGUGAUGUUCUGCCAGACACUGUAGAUUUGCCCACCUGCUUGAUGACAAAGGAAAGUAACAUAGAAGGCUCAUCUGCAAGAGGACUUUCUGUCAGUUCAUCGUCAUCUGAUGAAUUUAACGAUUCUAAGGUUGAGCUUGGUGACAAAGAUGUCUCUCAGGCUGGUGGAUCUCUCACUACAUCUGGAGAUAAUAUAUCAAAGAUUAAGGAAGAAGGGAUCAGUUGUUCAUCUGAUAAAGAUGGCUCACAAGGGCAAUCAGUUUCUCCAAGGAUACCUGUGUGCUCUGAUGAUUCAUGUGAAAAAUUGGAUGUUCCUCAAGUUGACCCAAAAAGAACUAUCUCUGGUACUGUCCUGGCUUGCUUGUCUCAAGUAAAAGAAGAAAAAGUAGGUGUACCAUGUGAUACUGAAUUAGUUGCAAGGUCUACGCCAGAGUGUGAUAUGGAAGGAUCGAAGGCAGAUCAGAGUAAUACAGUGUUGCAAGUGAAUAAGUCGCCUUCAAAGUCCCCCGAGACUGUUGAUCAAUCUGUGGAGGGUGAGCUGCCAUUGGUAAAUGGGGAAAGUGCAGUAGCUGGGAGUAGUGACCAAAUUGAUGCUUGUCAGGUUUCUCAGGAAGAUUCAGAAAAGCUUACUUCUCAAAAUAUGGUUGUACCAUCAUCUUGCUCACUAAUGGAGCAAGACAAUGUUGAUGUGUCAUCUGACAAGGGUCCUCUCUGUAGUCCACUAGCAUUGGGUGAACCAAGAGAUCCUUUGAUUGUAGAGGACAGUCAUAGGGAUGGCACCAAUGGUUCUGAAGCAAAUCCAUCACCCCAACAGGAACAAGAAUAUCCUGAAGCUGAGAUCGGUGAUCACAGGACAACUGAUUUUGAUGGGGUUGAUCCAGAACUGUUGUCCAAAAACAUGGAAUUGCUUUCUUCCUUAGGAAUGGAGCAAGAUAAAGUCGAUGUAUUAUCAUACCCACUAGCUACCACAGAACCAAAGGAUUGUGAUCAUAGUAAUGAGGCAUCAAAUCCUUCUGUAGCUCAAAUUGACCAUCAAGUGGAGGCAUCUGAUGAUGUUGCUGGGGAUGGGGAUAAUGCGGAAAGGCUUCCAUUAAAGAACAUCAAUAUCCCUUCAGAGUCCUUGAUGAUCGAGGAAAUGAAGGUUGAUGGUUCGUCUGUUAAGGUCUCACUCUGCAGUCUGCCUGCACCAGGGGAUCCAAAAGUUUGUUUGACUGGGGGGAGGAGCUGUAGCGAAGUCAUUGAGGUUCCCACCACUAAAGAAAUAAUGGUGCAGGAGUCCUUUGAUUCUGGAGCUGAGAUGGAUAAUCAAAGCGAGUCACAGGUUGAUGGGAUACCAGUAGAUGAUGAAGCCAGAUGUUUGGCUGUGUCUGUCGCUACAGCAGAGGGAAAAAAUGAGGUGGAGGUCUUGCCUGAUGAGGGUCCACAAAGAAUCUUCAAAGUGCAGGAUAAUGUGUCAAGAGAGUUGACUGAUGAGGAUGAGGCAGACAAGAGUCAAGUCCCAGUUUCCUCAGCAUCAGUUGUGAAUGUGGAAGAUUUAGUUGAUGGCACAGGAAGAAUGCAGGUGACGGAAGAAUCUGAAGCUGUUGUAAGUGAUGAUGGAAUGGAUGCUACUCUUAGUUGCUCAGCAGUGCAAGAAACAGCAUCAAUUGAUGGGUUUUGCACUUCAGCAGCGUUGAGUGAACAUGUAGAGAGCUUGUCUAAGAAAGGUUUUGUUGUCCCCCCUAUUGUGAAUCCUGACAUCAAAGAAUCUAAAGCUGGUGUUAUUAACCAGGGAAAUAAAAUUGUACAAGACAAUGAAUUGAAAGAUGUCGAACAUGUGGAGAGCUUUUCUGAGAAGGAUAUAGUUGCUAAAUCUUCCCCAAAUCUUGAUGCCAAAGAAUCUGGAUAUGCUAUUAAUAACCUGGAAACUCAAGCUGGGCAAGAUGAUGCAUUGAAAGACACGGAAAGUGUGGAGAGCUUUUCGGAGAAGGAUUUAGUUGGCAACUCUUCUACAAACUGUGAUGCCAAAGAAUCUGAAGCUUCUGUUACGAACCAAGGAAAUGAUAUCAUGCAAGAUGAUGAACACAAAGACAGAGAAUCUGAAGCUCCUGUUACAAAUCAAGGAAAUGAUAUCGUUCACAAUGACAAAUUGAAAGAUGUCAAACACGUGGAGAGCUUGCCGGAUAAGGAUUCAUUUGGCAACUUGCCAGCAAAUCUUGACAGUAAAGAUUUUGAAGGUGCUGUUACAAACCAGGGAGAUCAAAUAAUGCAAGAUGACAGGUUAAAAGAUGUCAAACCUACGGAGACCUCGCCUGAGAAGGAUUUAGUUGGCAACAAUCCAGCAAAUCUAGAUAUUAAAGAAUUUGAAGGUGCUGUUACCAGUCAGGGAGAUCAAAUUGUGUACAAUGAUGAAUUGAGAGACGUUGAACAUGUGGAGAGCUCGUUGGAUAAGGAUUCAGCUGGCAACUCUUUGGCAAUUCUCAACAUUAAACAACCCGAAGAUGCUUUUACAAAGCAGCGAGAUGAAAUCAUGCAAGACGACAACCACGGGGAGAGCUUUCCAGAGGAUUUAGUUGGCAAUUCUACAGCAACUAUAGACCCUAAAGAAUCUGAAGGUGCUGUUACAAACCAGGGAGAUCAAAUUUUGCAAGACGACAAAUCGAAAGAAGUCUCAGAGAAGUUGUUAGUUGGCAACUCUACCGCAAAUAUUGAUCCUAAAGAAUCAGGUGCGGUUACAAAUCAGGGGGAUCAACUUAUGCAAGGUGAGGAGUCAAAAGACAUCCUACGUGUGGAGAGCUUGCCGGAGAAGGAUAUAGUAGGCAGUUCUCCAGCAGCUAAAGAAUCUGAAGCUGAUGUUACUGAAGCCAUGCAUGAAGAUGCCUUGAAACACUUGGAGACUCCGCCUUCUCCGAAAACAGAGGAAAGAAUUACUGAGAGCUCCUGUGAGAAGGAUACCACUACCUGCUCAGAAACACAGCAGGAAUCAAAAGUGGGUGAAACUGAGGAUGGAAGCAACAUUGUUCAAAACAGUGACACUCAAAACGAAAAGGCACCUGAGAACGAGUCGGUUGAGAAUUCAGUCGUAGAAGCUGAUGAUACCAAUGCUAUGAAAUGAAAUCGGUCACUGUAUGUAUUAAUAUAAUAUAUCAUCAUAUGUAGGUAUUUUGUGUACAUAUAUAUUGUUAUCCAAUACCUGUCCAAGGCUAAUUAUUCAUAGUUAUUAUUAAGAGUAAAGUAUUAAUC